This is a messenger RNA of Zootermopsis nevadensis, 1419 nucleotides long. It is a transcript of the gene Fer1HCH, whose product is annotated as ferritin 1 heavy chain. Gene Ontology annotation, cellular component: cytoplasm. Gene Ontology annotation, biological process: iron ion transport; intracellular iron ion homeostasis. Gene Ontology annotation, molecular function: ferrous iron binding; ferric iron binding. Lineage: Eukaryota; Metazoa; Arthropoda; Insecta; Blattodea; Termopsidae. The record is from RefSeq and is a predicted model, not a curated record.
UUGAGUAUGAGCUGUACGGCAGAUGAUUGCAUAGUAGCCAUUAUCUAGCGAAUAUUCCAUUUGAGUGGUUGGGUCGCCUUCUACGCCAGUGUGUGUAAAGGUUGACAAAAGAGCGAGUGUGUACAAAUAUAUUUACACUAGUUUCGUCUCAUUGUUACGUUUUCAAAGUGUUCAUUGUUUUAUUAAAUUUGCGUUUGAUACGUCAUUACGUAACCUAACUUGGUAGCGACGCCAGUUUCUAGUGUCUUUUCAGUCUCUCCGUGGAAAGAAAUUAAAAUAAUAAUGAAAAUCAUGCAAGCAAUAAUUUUUGUCAUUGCUGCCAUAUGUGCCCAUUCUGUGACCGCAGAAUUGCAAUGUACGUAAGCUUCCUGCAGUUGAAAUUCCAAAGAGGUGGAUCACAAUGGCGGAGCCUUGCACUUUGAAAAUGAGGGCGCAGGUACAAGAGGAGCUGAACGCUGCACUCACUUACAUGGCAAUGGGUGCCCAUUUUUCGAGGGAUACAGUAAACAGACCUGGUUUUGCCAAGAUGUUCUUUGAGAGUGCAAGUGAAGAACGUGAACAUGCCAUAAAAAUUAUUUCAUACUUGCUCAUGCGUGGUGAACUUACUUCUGAUAUCAGCACACUCAUUCGGAACCCGGAGCCCCUGCAUGAGAGAUGGGAUACUGGUUUUGAAGCCCUCACGGAUGCUUUGAAUCUAGAGUCAAAUGUUACAAGCAAGAUUCGUGACAUCAUCACUGUCUGCGAGAAUCCAUCUAAGGAGGAGGAUGCCUUCAAUGAUUACCAUCUGGUUGAUUACCUCUCUGGAGACUUCCUAGAAGAACAGUAUAAAGGCCAGAAGGAUCUUGCUCAUAAGUUAUCUAUACUGGGCAAGAUGUUGGACAACUACGGUGCCCUUGGGGAAUUCCUGUUUGAUAAGAAGCUCCUAUAUGGGGAAUUGUUUUAAACAGGGCAUUGGGUUUCUGUCUUGCAUAGAACAGCCAGUAGUUUCACUUAGCUUUAGUAACUGUGAUUACUUUUAGGAAAUUAUUAUUUUGGAAAUUGUGUAAGGUGUAAUAUCACUUGAUUAAAUAGUUGAUUUAGAUUCACAGAAAGUUCUGGGUGUCUGUGGUUAACACUAAAAAAAUGUUGACAUAUAUGUUUGACUAAACUGUAAUUAUGUAAGGUUAUAGUUUACUGCCAUUUGUUUGUAUCGUGGAAAAGUGGAGUAUGUGGGUUUUUUGCAUUAUUUCAUGGCAUAGCAGUGUUCACUUAACAAAGAAACAACAAAGAACAGCACACCAUUGUGUGUAAAGUCUGUUUAUUCCAUUACAUUCUGCACCUUUGAAGUAUCAGAUGUUGAUAUGUAUUGGCCAAUAUUUGGAUCAUUGUUGUACAUGUUUAAAACAAUAAAAUGAAUGAAUAAAGCAUUUUAAAGGCGUC